This is a messenger RNA of Oreochromis aureus, 3574 nucleotides long. Its product is annotated as ankyrin repeat domain-containing protein 31-like. Lineage: Eukaryota; Metazoa; Chordata; Actinopteri; Cichliformes; Cichlidae. The record is from RefSeq and is a predicted model, not a curated record. The coding region runs from base 274 to 2301 and encodes 675 amino acids. Gene Ontology annotation, molecular function: protein binding. The transcript has 15 exons.
UCCCGCCACUGUACUGCCAGAUAUCCCUACAGCCUACCAGGACAAAGAUAAUUUUUCCACUAUUUACAGUUGUUCCACAGAGCCCAUCAGCACCAGGAUGUUUUGUUCAUCAGUGGCCAAAUGUGGUGGUGAUAGCAUGCACUCACUCUUCAGUGUUCAUCUCAUCCUGAUGCUGAUGAGGAAGACAUAAAUUGUGGCGGAGCUGCAUUGGACUAUUCCAAGAAAGGAAUAAAGGAUAAAGGCUCUGGGCCUAUAAACCAUCAACAGCACCUGAUGAAAGUUGAGCAUCUUGAAAGCAUCAGAGCAGAUAAUUCAUAUGAAAUGAACAGACAUAAGACUGCUGCACGUAGAGACAACAUGGAGAUGACCCAGAACUUCAGUCAAGAGAACUACGGAAAUGGAGAUCUGUCUUCUUCAGACGAUGACUCGUUAAGCUUGUUGAAGGAUCUCAGUCCCAGGCAAAACAAAGAAGUAGCUCAGGUUGUGCUCAUAGCUCAUUCAGAUCCAAAAGCUGGGAACAAAGAGACAAAACAGAAAAGAGAGAUGAAAAUAAAUCACCUCAAACCAACUGAACCUGUGACGUCCAACUGUAUCCAGUCUACAUCAGGCUACGCAGAGGCUUCAUCACAAGCAGCAAAAGUCUCACGACGUGUGAAAAUUCCCUCCCAAAAAAACCUUCACAAGAGAAAUGGAAAGGGAGAGACUCUUCUACACGCUGCAUGCAAGAAAGGAGAUCUCGAUCAAGUCAAAAUGCUCAUUCAAGCAGGAAUUAGUGUCAACAUGGAGGACUACGCAGGAUGGACGGCUCUUCACGAGGCGUCUGCUGUGGGCAAUGAAGCGGUGGUGGAGGAGCUGUUGAAGGCUGGAGCUGAUGCUAAUGUUAGAAGCUGUGAUGGAGUGACACCUCUACAUGACGCUGUUUUCAGUGGACACUAUCAGGCAGUGAAGCUUCUCCUUCAGUCUGGAGCAAAUCCCAGCGACAGGAACACUAGUGGCCUCAGUGCAUUAGAUAUGGCAAAGGAAGAACACAUCAAAGAGCUGCUCAGGACUUUUCAGGUGUCUUCUGUUAAUCACACAAAGUCCUAUAAUGCAUCUUCACAGCACAGACAACCAGGUGCCACGUCCUCAGAGCCUCACUGCCAGAGCAGUCGUAACUGCAGUGCAACCUCAAACCUACAGUGGAAGGAUUCAGGUGAUAAAGCCAAAGCCAGGGGGCCCAGAGACUUUCAGCUGAGACAGAAAGAUGCCACCACUCAUAAUCCGAGUCAUUCAGAGGCAAUAACUGUGAUUUUGGGGGAGGUCAGAAGGAAACAAACAGAAAUGUCAACUUGGCCUCUGACAAGUCUGAAUGAUGCAGACAGAUAUCAUGCAGCUCUAACAGAGAUUCAGAGUGUGCUGAUUGAGGCGCUCGCCAAGCAGCAGUCGGAGAAGGAUAAUCUUGCCCGAAAAUAUCGGAGCGUGCCUGACUGCCUUCGUCAUUGUUUGCUAAAAAGUCAGAUCUCAUCCCUUGCUUCAUGCCAGAGAACCUUGAUAGAGAUCCUCCAGAAGCAAAUGGAUUUGGUGGACAUGUACAUUACCAUGAGAGCCAAACUUUCACUGGAUUCUUCAAAACCCAGAGAAACACGUGGAUAUAAUCAACGUAGUCAUAAAGCACCUACACCUGCUAGUCUGUUGAGGUCGACCAGAUGCCACCAGUCAGCCAGUAGCUGUCCAGACACUCCACAGCCAGGAAGUGCUUUACAACGUUUCAGUAUAAUGAUCAGACGAAAAAAUGCUUUGAUUCAGAACAGAGUCGAGGACAACAGCAGAUGUCUCUCUGUGCUCAUACAGAGGGGAAUCGUCUCACCUGGAAGUGCCCUACAGCUGCUGUUGAAGGGUCACUGUCACUUUGCUAAUGUGCUGGCUGAUGGCUCCAUUCUGAGUAAAGGAAAGGUGCACUUGGCUCCUGAAUGCUGGCUCAAGUCGAUUCUUGGGAAAAACAUCCCAGUCAGCUCAGCAUAUGCCUGGGACAAGGUGACACUCAGAGGCAGACCUUUGUCUUUUUACUUACUGAACAUGGAGGGUGAUGAAAACACGCCACAAAGGUGUCUUGAGGAAAACCGCACAGGCAGUUCUUCUAAAGAGCUGAUAACUACUGGCAAGUUCAUGUCUGCUGGAACAGAGAGCUUGAACCAUCACAUGAAGAUCAAGAUCAUCCAUUUGGUGAAUGAUGAAGAGCUGCUGCCAAAUGCUGUAAUGGACAUGUACUGGGACAAGCUCAUAAAGGAAGACUACUCAGAGUCUGAAGACUGGGCAAGUUAAUUAUUGUAACUUUCUUUACUUCAUAUUUUGUCCUUAACUGUUCUGCUUAGUUGCUCAUUUAGGAUCAUUUGCAUUUGCUGUACUGUUUCCUAUGUAUAUAUAUAUAUAUAUAUAUAUGUAUAUAUUUUUCUUUUUUAUUUCUUUUUGAGCUUUGCUAAAAUAAAACUUGCUGUAACUUCUCCCUCAAACACAGUCCAAAGUGGUUUAUCAUUUAAACCCGAAGAACAAAGACAUUUAUCUUCUGCCACUAUCAGUAAAACAGGGAACACAAACCACAUUUUUCUUUUUAGAUGAUUUUUUGGCAUCUUAUCAGAAAGCUAGAGUGCAGGGAUUGCAGUAAAUAUCGAGGAUAAAGAUACAACAAAGUCUUGAUACCACACCACAUCUUAUUGACUUGCUGCUUUGGUUCAAACGAAGGUGACAUCAGGUGCACUGGAAAGACAAGAACAACAAAUGGGUUUUAUGGAUGGUGGCUACGCACCAUUAUUCUCUCUUUAUCCUUGCUGACUGAUUCUUUUCAACUUUUGUUUUUUAGCCCUCAGAUGUAAAAAGCUGAUGGUCUAUGGUUGUCUCCUUGCCAAGCGGGCAGCGUGACCUUGACUUCAAGUGAGGAGUCUUGGUUAAAAACAUUGGCACCGGUCAUUCUAACACUGGCAGAAAUGUGGGACCCAAACACGGCACCUAAAGAUGGUUCAACCACCAACAGGUGGCAGCAUACACUGCACAGACAACCAGACAACAAUAAGUGUGUCAGAGAGGAAAGAUUCCCCCCUGCAGAAACAGGAUGUGUCCAGACAUGGGGGUUUAUACAGUCAUGUGAUCCCACUCUGCUCCUCCUUAUCUCUUAUGUAAUCCCCAUCUCAGCCGUGGGUUGCCCCCACCCCACCCCUCACAACUGCUGACCUGAAUAUGGUAAUUGUGACCACUUAUCUGUAGAUGUAUAUGUUUUCUUUCUCUAGAAGCUGAUGUGCGGAGAACAUAGAUGUCUUGAGGAGUAAAGUAAUGGAGUCUGUAGGUCUGCGUGAUGGAUUGUUAAGCCUGCACACAGCAGCUGUCACACCACUUCCUUGUUGGCAGUGUGUGGUGAAAAAUUUGUGUUAUUUUCCAUUGCUGAUCUUCAUUAAAAUGUAAGGGAGUGUUGUUAAGAGAUCAAUUUACUGAGGAAGUAGCAUGCCUUUAAAAAUGGCCAGAAAUGCUUUGUAGGCAGAAGAAAGACACAGAUGAAGAUAAAUCAGGCUUUUUAAUAAUGAACAAGUUAAUAAAGCUGGAUCAG